Messenger RNA from Colletes gigas, 1788 nucleotides. RefSeq lists its product as uncharacterized. Bases 235 to 705 code for a protein of 156 amino acids. The transcript has 5 exons. Gene Ontology annotation, cellular component: tRNA-splicing ligase complex. The record is from RefSeq and is a predicted model, not a curated record. Lineage: Eukaryota; Metazoa; Arthropoda; Insecta; Hymenoptera; Colletidae. Gene Ontology annotation, biological process: embryonic morphogenesis.
ACUCUAAGCUAACCUAACUUCCCCGGAGUUCAGAUGCUUUUAAAACAUCCUUCCGUCUUCGAUAUACUCAAUUCUGUACGAUUCUGUACGAUCUAACUACGUAGAUUGUGUUAUUCUCCGGUUCGCAUGAUCGAAAGAAAUAUGUAAAAUAAUGACUGAUAUUCCUGGCACCUGUCAACUGAUCAUUUGACAUUGCACAGUAUGUUUCGUUAAGUAACGAAAACAACCCACGAAAUGUUGACACUAGGAAUGUAUCAAUUAACUCAUCCCGAAGUACUGUCCGAAGCUGAGCUUCGUGAAAUGUUGGAAACUACUUGUAUUGAUUUCAAUACUUAUAAACAUUUAUCGAGAUCCAAAUUAAUAGAAUUAUAUAAACGAGUAGCAAUGCCACUACCUCGAAGACAGAAUGAAGGAAAAUCCCAAAAUUCAGAUGCAAACAAAAAUAAUGAAGAAAAAAGCCUGGUUAAUGAAUUGCAUACAAAUUCAGUUUCUUCAAUUAAUGUCAAUAAUACAAGUAAAAAUAUAAGUGAAACGACUCAGCCUUUUUAUGUGACAAAAUCAAAGUCUCCGGUAAACGACCAUAAAUAUAUAUCUAAAAAAUCAUAUUUAUGUAACUCGAAUGACAUUAAAGGCCACGAUAAUACUGAUAAGCGUGUCAACGAUGAGAAGCAUGAAGUAUGUAUUUUUAAUAUGAAGCUCCGCUAAGAAAAAGGCAAAAAAUUACAUGGCCCUAAUAGUAUUACGAUAUCAAAUGUUUAAGGUAGGUAAAAAUUAUUCUCUUGGAUUUACUAUGAAGCGGACACAAAUUUUCAUCAACUUUUUCUAUGUAAUGAUAUGUAAAGUAAAUUAUACGAAUGGGAAAAUUGUAAUUUAGUAAUAAUUUCCAUCGAGUGAAAUGUAUUUUAUUGGCUAACAAAUAACUAACAAGUUUUACUUAUCAUCGGUGUCAAUAAGCGUGUUUCUAGUAUUAUACAUAUAGAAUCAAAGCUGCAGAAAUAAUUUUAUAUGUUUGAAUGUAAGUUGUUACUUUUAAUUGAUUAUCCGAAAAUGUAUUACUUGGAAGAAAUAUUUUAUCUAUAUUUGCUAGUUCUAUUUUAACCAUAAUAUUGUAUUUAUCGAUCAAUGAAACAGCAAUUUUUUAUAAACAUAUUGGUAGAGAAGAAUUGAAUUAUGUAUAAAUCUUUUCAGGACGGAAUAAAAAGUGAAAGAAAAUAAAUUAGAAUGAACUUUUAAUUAUUCAACCUACUGAUGUUUCCAAAAUGAUAUUACGCUCCGAGACCUCCAAGUAGGCGGGCUUCAGGAUGUCCAUGGAUCUCCACUAAGCUUUCUUUCUUCUCCUCGUUACUACUACAACAGAACACUUACAAGUUAUAGUUAGAGUUGAAAUUUUUAAUUUUAAACCGAAAUACAAGCAUUCUUAAAUGAAUGUUCGGUCUCGGCUGGUUUCGAUUAGUAUUCGUCGGGCUUCGUGCUCACAUGACGGAAACGUUACACUUACAACUGGGCCUAAAACUCCAUUGAAUGAUGCAACAGUGAAAGCAAUGGCGAGAUGGAACAAUUAUCGACCGUUUUCAUCUCUACAGAUAUACAAAAUACAUUAUUUAUACAGAUGUAUAAAUAAAAUUGUAAUUGUAUAAUUUCAGGGGGAUUUCUACUUAGACGUAUAUUUUAUAGGGCAUCUGUAUAGAAUUAUACACUCGAAAUUGUUGUCUGCCUGCCCACGCUUUUCGUCGAAAGCUAUUCUUUCGAUGCACACGUGUCAGAGAAUUGAAAACGAGAGCGAAACUU